Molecule: messenger RNA, 1585 nt
Organism: Camelina sativa (false flax)
Lineage: Eukaryota; Viridiplantae; Streptophyta; Magnoliopsida; Brassicales; Brassicaceae
Source: RefSeq, a predicted model, not a curated record
CCUAGUAACAAACUAGUAGAGAGGGUCAACUGUCCGAGCGUUGACCAAAUCUUUUCACUUCCCCUGCUUCUUCCACCUUCUCAACCUCACAGCCUUUCUCUCUCCGGCCACAUCUCUCCGGCGAUCUUCCGUUCAUCGCUGACUUGUUAUCACCGGAAAGUAUUAAAAGAUGGCGACUUUGGUUGACCCACCAAACGGGAUUAGGAAUGAAGGGAAGCAUUACUUCUCAAUGUGGCAAACUCUGUUUGAGAUCGAUACUAAAUACAUGCCAAUCAAACCGAUUGGUCGUGGAGCCUAUGGUGUAGUCUGCUCCUCUGUUAACACUGAUACAAACGAGAAAGUCGCUAUCAAGAAGAUUCACAAUGUCUACGAGAAUAGGAUCGAUGCGUUGAGGACUCUUCGGGAGCUCAAGCUUCUACGCCAUCUUCAACAUGAGAACGUCAUUGCUUUGAAAGAUGUCAUGAUGCCAAUUCAUAAGAGGAACUUUAAGGAUGUUUAUCUUGUUUAUGAGCUGAUGGACACUGAUCUUCAUCAGAUCAUCAAGUCUUCUCAAAUUCUAAGUAACGAUCACUGCCAAUACUUCUUGUUCCAGUUGCUUCGAGGGCUAAAGUAUCUUCACUCAGCCAACAUCCUGCACCGGGAUUUGAAACCUGGUAAUCUCCUUGUCAACGCAAACUGCGACUUGAAAAUAUGUGAUUUUGGGCUUGCGCGGACGAGCAACACCAAGGGUCAGUUCAUGACUGAAUACGUUGUGACUCGUUGGUACCGAGCUCCUGAGCUUCUCCUCUGCUGUGACAAUUACGGAACAUCUAUUGAUGUUUGGUCUGUUGGUUGCAUUUUCGCUGAGCUUCUUGGUAGGAAACCCAUAUUCCAAGGAACUGAAUGUCUUAACCAGCUUAAGCUCAUUGUCAAUAUUCUUGGAAGCCAAAGAGAAGAAGAUCUUGAGUUCAUAGAUAACCCGAAAGCUAAAAGAUACAUCAGAUCACUCCCGUACUCACCCGGGAUGUCUUUAUCCAGGCUUUACCCGGGUGCUAAUGUUUUGGCCAUUGACCUUCUUCAGAAAAUGCUUGUAUUUGACCCAUCUAAGAGGAUUAGUGUCACUGAAGCGCUCCAGCAUCCAUACAUGGCGCCGCUAUAUGACCCGAAUGCAAACCCUCCGGCUCAAGUUCCUAUCGAUCUUGAUGUAGAUGAAGAUUUGAAAGAGGAGAUGAUAAGAGAAAUGAUGUGGGAUGAGAUGCUUCAUUACCAUCCACAAGCUUCAACCUUAAACACUGAGCUCUGAGCUCUAAGUCAUGUACCUACGAAGGGUAAUUUACAGAAAACUUCUUCUACUUAUGUCUAAUUGUCAUCAUGUUGUCUAUAGAGAGAGUAUUGAAAAAUAAGAUGAAGAAUAACUUGCAGUUCAAGCGAGUAGUGAUGCCACGGAAGCUGUGUGUUUUUUUAAUUGCAAGCUUUAAGUGUCUGUAACAUAUGUACAUAGAGAGAGAGAGAGAGAGCUCUGUUUCUGUUUGUUUGUUUCGUUCAGAACUUUAAACCCUAUAAUGCAAUCCAAGGCUUUUGAGAAAUCAAGUUUUCAUAUACAGUA